Messenger RNA from Strongyloides ratti, 2925 nucleotides. Its product is annotated as von Willebrand factor, type A domain and Zinc finger, Sec23/Sec24-type domain and Sec23/Sec24, trunk domain and Sec23/Sec24, helical domain and Sec23/Sec24 beta-sandwich domain-containing protein. The coding region runs from base 1 to 2925 and encodes 974 amino acids. The record is from RefSeq and is a predicted model, not a curated record. Gene Ontology annotation, molecular function: SNARE binding; zinc ion binding. NCBI's taxonomy places the organism in Eukaryota, Metazoa, Nematoda, Chromadorea, Rhabditida, Strongyloididae. Gene Ontology annotation, cellular component: endoplasmic reticulum exit site; COPII vesicle coat. Gene Ontology annotation, biological process: endoplasmic reticulum to Golgi vesicle-mediated transport; COPII-coated vesicle cargo loading; intracellular protein transport. The transcript has 5 exons.
AUGCGUGAUUAUUAUAUUAUGUUAAUUCCAUGUAUACUAGAUCUGCAGGUCCGCAACAAGGAAGCUUAUGCUCCAACGCGACGACUGGUAUAUACAAUGUAUGGUUCUCCAUCAUUUCCUGGUUCUUUAAGACCAGAAUCACAACAAAUUAGAAAUAACGGUUCUAUAAAUCCACCUUUUUCAAAUGGGACAAUGGGACAAUAUCCUGCUCAAAGUACAAAUCAACCUUUGCCAAAUAAUUUUCCAUUUCAACAAGCACCUAGAACAACAAUGGUUAAUAACUUUUGUCCUCAAAAAUCCAUUCCUCAAGCUAUUGUUCCUCCAGUAACAGCAGAUCGGCAAAAUAGUGCUCCUCAAUAUAAUCCUAUUGGCCAAUCAUUUCCACCUGUUCCACCAACAAAUUUUAAUGCAAACCCUCCAGUUCAAGCAUAUCAACCUCCAUCAUUUGGUGCACCAGCACCAUUUUCUGAUGGUCCACCUUUGAUUCAACCACACUCAAGUCAACCAUCUUUACCAAAUCCAACUGUUCCGCAACCAGGAAAUAUGCAAUUUGGUUUUCCUCAACAACCACCAAACCUUGAACAACUUCCUCCUGGAAUUGGAGGACAACCACCACUUACUCAACAUGAAAAUUAUCAUUUUCAAAAUUACAAUCAACAAUAUCAGCAAAAUAAUACAAAUUUCAAUAAUAUUGGAAAUUUUAGUAGCAAUGCACCAUCAACUACAGAUAGAAGAAUUGAUCUACUUACAACUAACAAUUUAUGGCAACUUGGUUUUCAAUCUGAUCCACCACAGCUUCCAUUAACUGUAGCAAAUCAAAAUAUUAAUGUAGAUAGUCGUAUUAUGAGAUCAACAUUAAGAGUUGUUCCUCAAACACGUGAACUUUUAAAAAAGUCUAGAUUACCAUUUGGUGUUACAUUACAACCAUUUAGGGAUAUGACAAAUUUAAAUAUUCUUCAAACACAUAUUGUAAGAUGUCGUUAUUGUAGAGCUUAUAUAAAUCCAUAUGUUAUGUUUACUGAUUUAAGGCAUUGGAGAUGUAAUAUUUGUUUUAGAAACAAUGAAGUUCCAGAAGAAUUUCUUUGGAAUCCAACAACUAAAACAAGAGGAGAGCCUACCGAAAGACCAGAAAUUAAAUGUUCUACUGUUGAAUUUAUUGCUCCAUCUGAGUAUAUGGCAAGAUCACCCCAACCAUGUUGUUAUAUUUUUGUAAUUGACGUUAGUGUCACUGCACAAAAGCAAGGAUACUUAAAUGAAUUUUGUGAAAAACUUAAAGAAAAAUUAGAAUUUUUACCUGGAUAUAAAGAAAAAAAUGUUUUGAUUGGUUUUGUCGCUGUUGAUGCUUUUAUUCAUACAUUUAGAUUUGAUAAAUCUGUUGAUGAGCCAAAAGUAUUUGUUGAAUCAGAUAUUGAUGAUCCAUUUGUUCCCGCUGCAGAUGGUUUUGUUGUUUCAUUACAUUACUAUUUGAAUAAAAUCAAGAAAUUUUUAGAAGAUCUUCCAAAUAUGUUUAAGGAUAAUACAACAACAUCAAAUUGUUUAGGAAGUGCUUUAAAUGUUGCACAUCAAUUAAUAAAAGAUGUUGGUGGUAGAAUUACAGUUUUUCAAUGUUCUUUACCAAAUGUUGGAUUAGGUUCUCUAGAAAAUAGGAAUGAUGCCACAAAUAAAACACCCAAAGAAAAUGAUUUAUUAGCUCCAGCAAUUGAUUAUUAUAAGCAAUUUUCAUUAAAUUCUAGUGCUGUUCAAAUAGGAAUUGAUUUAUUUGUAAUGGGAAAUGAAUAUGUUGAUUUAGCAACAUUGACAGAUUUACCUAAAUAUUCAAGUGGAGAGACAUAUUACAUUCCAUUGUUAGAAAAUAGUAAUAUUUAUAUGGAUGAUCCAAGAUUCCGUAAAAUAUUAGAUAGAUACUUAACACGUAAAAUAGGAUGGGAGGCUGUUUUAAGAAUAAGAUGUACUGAAAAUGUAACAUUACAUUCAUUUUAUGGUAAUCAUUUUGUUCGAUCAACUGAUUUAAUAAAUAUGCCAAUUGUUUCACCUGAUAUUGGUAUGGCAGCUCAGUUAGAAUUAGAAGAUGAUCUUAAAGGUCUUGAUAAAAUUACUAUUCAAGCAGCUUUAUUAUAUACUUCAUCAAAAGGAGAUCGUAGAAUACGUGUUCAUACAAUGUGCCUUCCUUUAACAAGUGAUAUGUUAGAUGUUUAUAGAAAUUUUGAUAUAAGUGCUUCAAUAUCACUUUUAACUAAAAUGGGUUCAGAGCGUGCAACACAUGGUGUUCCUAUUUCUGAUUGUAGGGAAGCCCUUUUAUAUUCUGCUAUUGAUGGAUUAGGUGCUUUUAAUAGAGCAAAUGGAAUGCAUCCUAAUGCACUUUUAUCACCAACAACAGAAUUAAAGUUUUUACCUUUAUUUAUUCUUGGUUGUUUAAAACAUGAUGCUUUCUUUGGUGCUGGCCGUUCUAUUAAAUAUGAUAAACGUAUUGCAGCUAUGCAACUUUUUUCAACAGCUCCUAUUGAAAUUAUUAACGCAGAAGUACACCCUGUAUUGUAUAAUAUAAAUAGUAUUCUUAAUUUAGAUCACGAUAUUCCUGAUAUUGGUGAAAGACCGAUACUUCCUGAAAUUUUACCAUUAAGUUACGGUAGAAUUCAUAGAAAUGAGGUUUAUUUACUUGAUGCUGAAUUAUUUGACGCUGAUACUUAUUAUGACGUUAAUGAUGGGUUUAUUUUAGAAGAACAAGAUAAUCAAACUUCUAAAAAACUCUUUAAAUUUAUAAACAAAUUAAUGUCUAAACGAGGUCGUUAUUCUCUACCAAUUAUUGUAAAAGAAGAUAGUCCCAACAGACAUGUAUUUGUUAGCCGUUUAAUAGAAGACAAAAAUGAAAGUUCACAUUCUUAUAUGGAAUUUCUCAGACAUAUUGUUCAAACAAUAAAAAAAUAA